Messenger RNA from Menidia menidia (Atlantic silverside), 4793 nucleotides. Lineage: Eukaryota; Metazoa; Chordata; Actinopteri; Atheriniformes; Atherinopsidae. The record is from the annotation of a GenBank genome assembly.
CUGCAGACAGAACAUGGCUGACCUGUCAGAAGACCAAUGAGGGAAAGGCCAAAUUUUGCAUAAUCGAUCUCAUUUUUUUCUUCGUUUGAUACCUGAAUCGUUCGUCGUGGACUGCAUUUGACCAGAGGUGUUCAAGAUGAGUGCGUUCCCAGAGGGAAUGGCAAACGGCCCAAGCAGGGCUGCAUACUUGGAUAAAGAUGCCCAGAUCUGGGAAAGACCCUGGAGUCUUGAAGAGAUUCGUCAACACAGUGCCAGCUGGUCUUUGGCCGCUGACUCGGGGCUCUUCCUCUUCCUUCAAGACUUUUCUCAGAGAAUGCUAUCUAAAACACAUGAGAUUGAAAAGCAACUGGACAGCCUGAUCUGUGACACCAAGGCCACUGACAGCCGCUUGCAGUCUGUCUUCAACGACUUUCUCAUGCUGUCAAACACACAGUUCAUAGAAAAUAGAGUGUAUGAUGAAGAAGUGGAAGAGACUGCUCCAAAGGCUGAAGCACUUGAAAAGCAGCCUGAACAGGAAAAGACGCGAGAACAGAAAGAAUCAGAGUUAAUCCCCAAGAUGCAGGAAGCUGUAAAUUAUGGUUUAAAAGUGUUGGAGUCAGCCUUUGAGCACCUGGACAUCAAAGCAGGGAACUCUGACUCAGAGGACGAGGAGGCCACAGACAGAGUGGAGGCCAUCCUGGAGCCUAAGGAUCUUUAUGUGGACAGGCCACUUCCAUAUCUGAUUGGUUCUCAAGCCUUCAUGGAACAAGAUGAUGUUGGACUUGGGGACCUGUCAAGUGACGAAAUGUCAGUUGACAGUGACAGAGACAGUGUAAUCGAGAGUGAAGAUGACAAAGAAGCUCAUUCAGAUGAGGACUUUGAUCAGGAAGAGGAAGAAGUUCACAAUAACAAUAAAAAGAAGUCAUCCAUGAUAAGUUAUGAAGAGGAUGAAGAGGAUGAGGAGGAUGAUGAUUCUGACAUAUUUGGAGAAUCCGACAGGGACGACGAUGUUCAAAAAAACACUGGUUCUUCCUCCUUUGCUGAUGAGCUGGCUGCACGAAUCAAAGGUGACCCAGUAAGCAGACCUGAGGGAGAUCGGGCAUCAGCUGAAGAGGACAGCGAUGACAUGUUUAAACCACCAAGGAUGGACGAUGAUGACUUCUCCCCAUUUGGAGGGAAAAGCGGCCUCUUCAGUGGCGGCAGAGGGCUCUUUGAUGAUGACGACGAGGGCGACCUUUUCUCUGAGGCACCAAAACCUGUGAUGGAAGAGAAAAGAAAUUUGAAUGACGGCAUAAAAACCGCAGCUCCCACUGAAUCUAACAAACCGGAGAAGAAAAUAUUCCCAGACAACAGCCUCUUCAGUUCAGGCCACGAGUCUGAUUCCGCGGAGAGCAAAGAAAACGGGACUUUGUCUGUUAAAGGCAGUACUGCCCCCAAACAGGUCCACAUAGGAGCUAUAGGCUCUGGAGUAGGAAGUGGGCUAUUUGAUGACGAAGAUGAGGAAGACGACUUCUUCAGUGGUAAAAGCUUGAAAAAGACUGACUCUGUCGCUCCGGAGAAACCCAAACCUAUAAGAGCUAUAGACCUUUUUGAUGAUGAAGAAGAUGAGGACGGGGACAUAUUCAGCGCACCACCUGUUACUCAGAGCACAAGGGUGGAAGAAAGGGAUAAACCCCCUGAGAAAAAGGUCCCGCCAGGAGCCAUAUCGAUGUUCGGCCCCGGUACUAAGAGCUUGCUCAAUGAGGCUCUGAAAAAACGACAGCCUUCUACCAGCUCUGAGUCUGAGAAAUCUGUGGAGAAUGGUCUUGCUGCUGAUGUUGGGAAAGCUGCUGGCGAGCAGACGCAGAAGCACGACAGCAGAGGCCUGUUCUCUGAUGAUGAAGACGCACAGUUAUUUUCAACGAUCCCCAAGAGCCAGUCAAAGCCUGAACCUACAAGCCUGGGCAAAACCAGCAAAGCACCUCUGUCUUUAUUUGAUGAUGAAGAGGAGGACUUGUUUGCAUCCGCAGCUAAAUCUAAACCAAAGGCUAAUCAAGCUAAAUCCUCCACACCACAGCCCAGCAACGUGGUGUCCAGCUCCCUCUUCAGCGAUGAUGAGGACCAAUGGAUGAGUUCAAAAAGUAGCACCACAAAAUCUGACGCCAAGACAGGGGGGAUGACAACCAGCACCAGUGCUCCAUCCAGUCUGCCCAGCACUAAAGCGUCCCAGCAGAGCAGCCUGUUUGACGAAGACGAUGAUGACCUGUUUGCUCCCACUACAGAGUCGAGGAACAUACUGUAUGUGCUGCCAGUCAAAAGAAGCCCCAGAGGGUUGCUCUCCUGUUUGAAGACGAGGGUGGUGAUGAAGAUAAAGGGUUUCUCUUUGGCACUAAACCUGCUGUUACAGCGAGCCCUGAAGCCCCAGCUGAAGCAAGUGCACCAAGAUUAUUUUGUUUCUAAACCUCUUGUUACCUGUCAGACGCCCACCCUGUCUGAGGACUUCGACAAACCCCCAGAGCAGCCGAGACCUGUGGAAAAAAAACCCAAUCCUCUCCCAACUCAGGAGGUCACCGUGGGUAAAAAGAAGCCCGCUGGAGCUGUCAGUCUGUUUGGUGGCAUCGACGUUCUUGCCAGCAAGCAGUCUAAAAGCCUGCAGGAUGAAGCAGCAGUCCACGAUGACAGCCUAUUCUCUAAGGAAAGCCCGCCGCCACUCGUUAAGCAGGUGGAAAAGAAGGAAGAGAAGAACAAAACAAGCACUGUUAGCCUGUUUGAUGAGGAGGAGGAAGAUGAGUCUGAUUGGAGUGAUCCAAUUUUCAGGCCCACUAAGCCCGAAGAAAGAAAGACACUAAAGCCCGUAGAAGAGCGUCCACAGGCAAAGAGCACAGGUGUCUUCCAGGAUGAAGAGUUGCUCUUUAGUCAGACUCAGCAGAAGGACAAUGACCCAGAUGUUGACCUCUUUGCAUCCUCAGAGAAAGCAACAAACUCCAAACUCAGCCCAGUGCAGCCAGCAGCACAGAGUCUGUUUGCAGAUGAUGAUGAAGACGACCUCUUCAGCCCCAUCCAGCCAAAACCAACUCCUCCGGUACCAAAAGUUGCAGAGAAACCCACCAAAACUCUUGACAGAGCACCAUUAGCAAGUCCAGAACCUCUGUCGGAGAUCCAGGCCAGUCUGAUGAUCAACCCGGCCGCAUUGCUCCCUGGUGCUGUACCCAGUACGUCGGAGGGUACGAGCUCGUCCUCUGGGGUGUCGAGCUCCAGCCUGAGUCCCAGCCCUGCCACAACUCCUGUUGGAGCCCACACAGACAGUGAAAGAGGGGUGAGCUUUGAUACUCCGGUGAAGGUCACAACUCUGCAGAGUGCACACAUGAGGCGCGCCAAAGGUUCUGUACUUCGAAGGCCUCAGUCCAGAGCAGCAAGGCAUCAAGCCGCUCAGAGAUCCAUGGAGGAUAAAGAGGAGACCCUUGGGGUACCUGAGCUAAGCCCUAGUGUUCCCGGUUCAGCCGUACCUCAAACAGAAAAGUCUGGCCAGAAACACAUGAAUCCAACGUUACCCAACAUAGAAGACUUGCCCACCCUCUCACCAUCCCAACCUUUAGCCUCUCAAAUCUCUCCCAGACCCUCUGAACUGAUCCUCCCGGUUCCUGCAAAUACUGGACAGAAUGACAUCAGUAAAAACGGUGGCACGAAGCUACUGAAACCCUCGGACGAAGAUGACCUCUUUGGCUCUGACAUGCUGUUUGGGGCAAACUCAGUCGCUAGCAAGCCCCCUGCCAGAGAAACUACCAAGACUAGUCAUCCUCAGGCCAGUGGUGGGUCGGCAGGGAAGAAAGACAAGGACAAAAGCACACUCCCAUCCAUUUUCAACGACACUGCUGAUGACCUUUUCCAAAGUGUCAAACAACGGACAAGCACUAAGAAAGCGAAGGCGUCAUCCUUUCUGGAAGAAGAUGACGAUGAUGACAUAUUUCGACUGAGCAACAGUUCCACUCCCUCAUCCACAAGCAGUAAAGACAUCAAGAGCAGCAGUAGCUUUUCAAAGCAGGACAUCUUUCAGGAUGAAGUAGCCAAUGUGCCUAAAGUUCACAAGAAGCACAAAGAGAAGUCCAUCGAUGCCAGCUUGUUUGAUGAUAACAUAGACAUUUUUGCUGACCUGACAGACACCUUCAAACCAAAACAGAAGUCCAAGACCAAGGGAGAGACCAAGUCAAUAUUUGAUGAUGACAUGGACGACAUUUUCUCAGCGAGCACAGUAAAGCCAGCAGCAAAGACUCCCCAUAAAUCGAAGAAAACAGCACCGCCCCAGGAGAGCAGUACAGCAGCAGACUCAAGCAACAUAUUUGACGAUCCUCUUAAUGCUCUGGGUGGGAUCUAAAGUUUUGGAGAGGCCAGAUUUGUACAAUUGUGGAUUCUUUUUUUCAUUGAGAAAUCACCGAAAGAUAUCAGACACACUGUUGAUAAGAGUAUUUAUUGCUAUAAAUUCAUAUUAAUACUGUGGCUAAUUAUUUUUUUGCAAAUCUAAAUGAUUCCAGUCAUCUGCCAACAGCAUUUCCAAAAUCAUUCUGGCAUCAUACCUAAUAUGAACUGUUAGUAUAAUAUGAUACAUGAUAGCACUUUAUAAGCAUACUGUAUGCUUAGCCUUGAAGCCUGCAGAAAUUAACAGUAGAUUUUGUUUGUUUUUAUAUCUUUUGGCUUUGCCUUGUGAGAUUCUAUGUCUUUUGGGUUGUGCCAUAUCAUGCUUCUGAGAGUGUUUACUUAAUGUCUUAGUCAUUUUGACUGUUUUUAUGAAGAAAUUCAUCCAUUUCUUAACUUUGGCUGUGAUGGAAAAGAAAAUCCUU